AUACCCAUGCUGGUUUUUGUAUUUUGAUUACCCAUGUGAUCUAGUACAGUAAUUAAGAAAGUUUAUGCAUUAGUAUAGUCAUUAUAUGUAUCAUCUGACUCAUUAUAGGUAAUUUCUCUAAUUUUAAUCUCAGCAAUGUCGACACCAUCAUCAGUUGUUAAUGAUUACUUGGGAAGUGAAGAUCCGACACAAGAAACAAGAGAUCUGAUUUCUUCUCUUCCAAGCGAGAAAGGCUGGUUAGUGAGUCACUUGUAUCAGUUUCAAGGACGUUGGCACACACAAGCUCUGUUACAAGGACUCUUGGAGUGUCAAAAACACUUUGAGGCUAAAGAUUCCGACAUUAUCCUCGUCACCAAUCCUAAAUCAGGUACCACUUGGUUAAAAGCUCUCGUCUUUUCUCUCCUUAACCGACACAAGUUUCCAGUUUCUUCUGGUAAUCAUCCUCUUCUUGAUACCAAUCCACACCUCCUCAUACCUUUCUUGGAAGGAGUAUACCACGAGUUUCCAGAUUUUGAUUUCUCCAAGUUGCCUUCUCCAAGACUCAUGAACACGCACAUACCGCUUCUUUCCCUGCCAGAGUCCGUUAAGAGCUCGUCUUGUAAGAUUGUGUAUUGUUGUAGGAACCCUAAGGACAUGUUUGUGUCCUUAUGGCAUUUUAGGAAGAAACUUGCUCCUGAAGAAACCGCUGAUUGUCCUAUUGAAAAAGCGAUUGAAGCGUUUUGUCAAGGUAAAUUUACUAGUGGACCCUUUUGGGAUCAUGUGUUGGAGUAUUGGCAUGCGAGCCUCGAGAAUCCGAACAAGGUCUUGUUUGUUACUUAUGAGGAGCUCAAGAAGCAGACUGGAGAUACAAUCAAGAAAAUAGCUGAGUUCUUGGGAUGUGGUUUUGUAGGAGAAGAAGAAGAGAGAGGAAUUGUGAAGUUGUGUAGUUUUGAGAGCUUAAGUAGUUCGGAAGUUAACAGAGAAGGGAAGUUGCCAAAUGGAAUGGAGACUAAAGCUUUCUUCAGAAAAGGAGAUGUUGGAGGAUGGGGAGAUACUUUGUAGAAUUGGUUAUCAAACUUGCUUUCUUAUUAAGCUCAAAGGCAACUCAUAUUUAUACAUACCUGAAGCGUAUCCUAUCUC
Molecule: messenger RNA, 1119 nt
Organism: Brassica napus (rape)
Lineage: Eukaryota; Viridiplantae; Streptophyta; Magnoliopsida; Brassicales; Brassicaceae
Product: cytosolic sulfotransferase 12-like
Exons: 1
Coding region: 136-1041 (301 amino acids)
Biological process (GO): sulfation
Cellular component (GO): cytoplasm
Molecular function (GO): sulfotransferase activity
Source: RefSeq, a predicted model, not a curated record